UGAGCAGUGAGGAGCCUGCUGGAAAACCAAGGAGCCGUGUGGGGACCCCAGCAGCGGGGUCCCUUGGGGAUGGGCUCCCAGCGGGAUGGGUGCGAGCACUCGUUCCCCUUUAAGACGCUGUUUCUCCGUGCCAGAGCCUGACCUCGGCAUCCUCAGCUGAGCUGGAUUAACGGGGCGAGGGGGAAGGGGCCUGCGGAGGGGACUGGGGCUGCUGCUGCCUCCCGGGGCUCCCCGCACUCCCGGCGCGGCGGGCAUGGCCCUCGGGUGGGCUCCGGCGCUGGGCUGCCACGUGUAGAGCUGGCACUGCCACCACCCCCGCCCCGGAGCGUGGAGCAGGGGUCCCCACGCCGCCCCGGGGCCCAUGGGGGCAGCUGGGGAGGAGCGGGUGGUGGCGCUGGGGGGCACAGGGCACUGGGCAGGCUUUUAGCCAGGCUGCGCCAGGAACCUCCUGCUGCCAUGAAAGACUUCACCGAAAUCACGCUUUGCCCCGAGGCUCUGGACGGCAGCAAGACCGAGUUCUGCAACCCCGUUUUUGAGGGCGAGGAGCCCCGAGCGGCACCGAGCGCGGAGCACCCGCCGGACAAGGAUGGGACCGGCCCCGCACCGCGCCGGGACGGCCUCGGCCAGCAGCUGUGGGCACAGGUGGGCUGGAGGUACCGCGCCGACUGCAAGUUCACCUGGCUCUGCGUGGCUCUGAUGAGCGCCAUCCUGCUCUUCCUCAUCGCCCUCCUGCUCGGCAUCGUCAUCCACCAGCUGACGUCCCCACAUCCCCCCGGCACCCCGGCCACGGCCCUGCCCGCCCGCGGCACUGCCACCACCGCCACAGCACCCAUCCGAAGGGACCCCCCGGCCCCCAAAACAGCUGCCACCCCAACCGAGAGCGGGCUACCCACGGCCCGCACAGCAGCACCGGCCUGCGGAGGGACCCUGCGGGGCCCCGAGGGCUCCUUCAGCUCCCCCAACUACCCCGGCCCCUACCCCCCCAACGCCCUCUGCAUCUGGCGCAUCGAGGUGAGCGCCGGCCUCGCCAUCCAGCUGAGGAUGGAGACGUUCAGCGUGGAGAGCACGGCCUCCUGCCUCUUCGACCGCCUGGAGCUCUACGAAGAGCCGGGCACCGGUGGCACUGCCCCUGCCCCUGCUCGGGACAGCCCGACCAGGUUUUGUGGCAACGUGCCCCCCCCGACCAUCAACACCGACUCGAACCGCCUGCGGGUCACCUUCGUGUCCGACAGCAGCGUGGGCGCCCAGGGCUUCAGCGCCCGCUACCGCGCCGUGGCCCCCGCCGAGAAGAGCUGCGCCUGGGACGAGCACUUGUGUGACCGCGGGCUCUGCCUCCAGCUGGGCUUCGUGUGCGACGGCUUCCACGACUGCACGGAUAGGAGCGACGAGGCCAACUGCAGCCUGAAACACAAAGAAUGUGGGGGGCCGCUGACCGCCUUGGAGGGGCAUUUGUCCACCCCGAACCACCCGCAGCCAUACCCGCACCAGCAGCUGUGCCUCUGGCAGAUCUCGGUGCCCCUGGGCCACGUCAUCGACCUGCACUUCCACAACUUCAGCCUGGAGUCGCACGAGGACUGCAGCUUCGACUUCGUGGAGGUGCACGACAGCGCGGGCACGGGGACCGCCAGUCUCAUGGGCAGGUUUUGUGGCCACCAGCUGCCACCCACCCUGACCUCCUCACGGCACGUCAUGACCGUCCUCUUCGUGGCAGACGAGGGAGUUGCAGAUGAUGGGUUCUUUGCCACCUACCAAGCCCGCAAUGCCACGGAGAAAACCUGCAGCCCCGCGGAGUUUUCCUGUGGGAAUGGCGAGUGCCGGGCGCUGGAGUCUGUGUGUGACGGCUGGCACGACUGCCCCGACGGCACUGACGAGCUGAACUGCACCGGGGUGUCCUAUCCUGCCUUCGGGUCUGUCUGCGAGCCCGUGGAGGUGGAGAUGUGCCUGGGGCUGGGCUACAACGCCACCUCCUUCCCCAACAUCUGGCUGGCCAUCCCGGACCAGGAGGGAGCCGCCGAGGUGCUGCAGGACUACCAGACGCUGAUGGAGCUGGCGUGUUACCAGCACCUCCGCCUGCUCAUCUGCAGCCUCUUCGUGCCCAAGUGCAUCCCGGACGGGGGCGUGCUGCAGCCCUGCCGGGCCGUGUGCCUGGCGGCGGAGCUGCGCUGCCGGCAGUCCCUCGGCCUCCUCGGCAUCCUCUGGCCCAUCAACUGCAACAUCCUGCCCGACUCCAGCGACCCCGUAGAGUGCUUCCAGCCCUGAGCCGGCGAGAGGAGAGCAGCAGGGGCUGAACCACCCUCCCCACCCCAAAUGUCCCUCCUGUGCUCUCCCUGUUGUAAAUACCCAGCUGUUGGGGUGGCCCCUCAGCUGCCCUGGGGUCAGGCCCUGUGCCCAGUGCUUGCCGUGGUGCCUGGAUGCCACGGGCUUGCCCACAGCUCCAUUUCCCUAGAGAGCAGGUGACAUAUCCCACAGGCAAAGGCUUGUGCUGGAGGGGCACGAGGGAAAGGGUUAAUGCUCCUCAAACAGAGCAAGGCUGGGCAGAGGUGAGCCAGGCUGCAGGGACAGGAGCCCAGGGCUGCCCGUGUCCCACAGCCCCAAAUCCAGCAGAAUAAACAGCGUGAGCAGCUGACAAACCCAAAGGAGCAGGUGACUCAUCUGGGGUCUGUGUGGGGGUGCUGCCAGAUCCCAGGGAAACUGAGGAAUGGCUGGAGGGAGGGAAGGCAGGGAUGGGCAGGGA
Pyrgilauda ruficollis (rufous-necked snowfinch) is the source of this 2734-nucleotide messenger RNA. RefSeq names its product membrane frizzled-related protein (gene MFRP). Gene Ontology annotation, molecular function: protein binding. Lineage: Eukaryota; Metazoa; Chordata; Aves; Passeriformes; Passeridae. The record is from RefSeq and is a predicted model, not a curated record. The transcript is spliced from 13 exons. Bases 457 to 2259 code for a protein of 600 amino acids.